Messenger RNA from Epinephelus moara (kelp grouper), 4040 nucleotides. Its product is annotated as adenylate cyclase type 8. Gene Ontology annotation, cellular component: plasma membrane. NCBI's taxonomy places the organism in Eukaryota, Metazoa, Chordata, Actinopteri, Perciformes, Serranidae. The transcript has 21 exons. Gene Ontology annotation, biological process: adenylate cyclase-activating G protein-coupled receptor signaling pathway; cAMP biosynthetic process; intracellular signal transduction. The record is from RefSeq and is a predicted model, not a curated record. Bases 308 to 3889 code for a protein of 1193 amino acids. Gene Ontology annotation, molecular function: adenylate cyclase activity.
CAGGUGGUGACCUACAAUCUUGCCAGAACAGCUCCACAUAUCUUGGCUGGAUCUUUAUCUCCUCCUUCUACAUCCGUCUUGGACACUUUAUCAUAGCACGGACUACUUCAAGUUUUUCCCCUCUCAUGGAUUAUGCCUUAAUUUUCAGAUCUGCAUACAAUUCCCGUGCGAUGGAAUCAGCACAAGUGGAUUAUGUCAGGCUGGACGAAUAUAUUCUACGGAAAAUGCUGGACAUGAGGAGAGGAUACACAAUAUGUGAAACAAUACAGCUCCGUGCUGCUGCCUUCUCCUGAUCUGAGACCAACAGAUGAGGUCAGCUAAACUCAUCACCAUGGUGACCUUCUCCGAAACGACACAGGUCUCCCCUAUGGAGCUGCGUGAGCCGACCUGCCUGACCGCAACCCUGUCCCCCGGGCUGCGGCGGAAAAAGAUGCUGUGGCAGAACGCUGUAAAACACAUCAUUAUCCAGCAGGAGCUCAGCGCCCAGGUGGGUGUGGAGCCUGCAAGAAAAAUCUGUGUGACGGAUGCCUACAUGGAAGAGAUCAACAGACAAAUCCGCAACAAGGCCUCACGUGGGGUCACAAAACGCCGCUCCUCGACAUUCAGAGUGCACCCUACCCAUUCCCGUGGCUCCACCAGCACAUGCAACAGUGCCAGGGCAUCUUGUAAUGAAUAUGCCAGCGAUGCUGACUUCUUUCUGCACUGGGGCCACUCAAUUCGUGGAGUCUACAUCCCCACCCUGAGGCACACCUUCAAGUCUCGUGAUUUGGAGAAACUCUACCAGCAACACUACUCCCACCAGAGACGCAACUCUCUAGCCUUCACUAAUGUAAUCGAUGCAGUGGCCAAGCUACACGUGUUGGUUCUGUACCUGGCGCUGGCCCCUGACACAGUCACAGACACUAUGCGUGGCUGCCUGACGGGCGUUUUCAUGGUGUUAGCUAUUGCGCUGUGCAUCCUGGUGUUAACCUGCAAAGACUCCAUGUCACCGCGGUGGCUUCACUACGCCGGCCUAGCUAGCUGGCUGUCUCAGACCACACAGGUGCUGGGAGGACUGGUGUACGGACUGGAAAAAGAUCCAUCGUGGUAUGUUUUGUUCACACUGUUCGCCACAUACACGCUGCUGCCGUUACCUCUACUGUGGGCCAUCUGCGCCGGCACCCUCACCUCAGUACUGCACCUCAUGGUGGAGGUAGUGCUCCACUACAAUGAUGCCGUGAUUUUGAGAAAGGUGUUUGCCAAAGCCCUGUUGUACCUGGGUAUGAACACAGCUGGCUUGUUCAUCCACUACCUGACAGACCACGCCCAGAGACAGGUCUUCCUGGAGACGCGGCGCUGCAUUGAGGGUCGCCUUAAACUCGAGCAAGAGAACCAGAGACAGGAGCGUCUGGUGCUGUCGAUCCUGCCUCGCUUUGUUGCCUUGGAGAUGAUCGCUGACAUGAGCUGUUUGGAAGAUGAGCUCAACCCUCACGAGUUUCACAAGAUCUAUAUCCACCAGUACAAAGACGUCAGCAUCCUUUUUGCAGACAUCAAGGGCUUCACUCUGUUGUCCAUGAACCUGUCGGCCCAGGAUCUGGUCCGAACCCUCAACGAGCUCUUUGGGCGCUUUGACCGACUGGCAGAUGAGCACCACUGCCUGCGGAUAAAGAUACUUGGAGACUGUUACUACUGUGUGUCAGGUGUGCCAGAGCCACAGCGUGCACAUGCCCGCCAUUGUGUCGAGUUGGGCCUGGCUAUGAUCAACACCAUACAGUACGUGCGGAAACACCUGAACUUUGACAUGAACAUGAGGAUCGGGAUCCACUCAGGCUCUGUCCUGUGUGGCGUGCUGGGCCUGCAGAAAUGGCAGUUUGACGUCUGGUCCUGGGACGUGGGCAUUGCCAACAUGCUGGAGGCCGGGGGCAUACCUGGACGCAUCCACAUCUCGAGGGCGACUCUGGACUGUCUAGAGGGCACCUACAAGACAGAAGCUGGUAACGGCCGUGACAGGAACGAGUUUCUGCACAAACACAACAUCGACACUUUCCUCAUCUGUGCUCAGGAGGAGAGGAAUAAACUUGAUCCUGCCGAGCCCCCCAAAGUCCAGAAAACAAAUCGAACCUGGAACCCAGAGCUGCCCUUUGGGAGCGCCAUUGACAUGAACAGUAUCCUCGCCUCAUUUACAAAUGGCUCGCUGCCCCACAUUUGGCACUCCACCUCCAAGGAGAUCAAUAAGCGCAUCAAGCACGCCAUCGAGGUUCGAAGCAGUGACCGUAUGCACAGGGAGCACAUCACUCCUCUGACCCUGGUGUUCAAAGACAAGCACAUCGAGGACAAGUUCUCCCAGAUGAGAGAUGAGAUGUUCAACUCCAACCUGGUCUGCUCCUUCAUCAUGCUCCUCUUUGUCAUGGCUGUCCAGGCCCUCAUUCCUGCACCCAGGCUGUUCCCAACCGUCCUCCAGUUUUUAGUCUUCCUGCUCGUCUACGUGCUGUUGCUGCUGCUGGCCCUGGCCGAAGAGUUCAGGUGCACUCCUGCGCUGCUGCAACACUUCUGCUGCUGGAUCCAUGAAAACAACAGCGCCCGCAACCUCCUCACCCUCACCGCCAUCGUCAUCAACUUUAGCUUGGUCUCUACUGACAUGGUAUGGUGCAUUCUCACAGACACAGGGGAGGCUGAAGUAAUAGACAGAACCAACACAGCCUCACGUGCACUCACCGUCUGCACUUACCCUGAGGUCUUUGUAUUGAGCAGUGUGAUUGCCAUGGUGACUUGUGCCGUCUUCCUGCGUCUAAACUCUCUGCUGAAGCUGGCAGUGUUGCUGCUGGCGGUGGCUGUUUACUCCUACCUCAUCCACCUGGCCUUCCUCACGCUCACACGCCAUGAUAUGCUGCACAGGUCUCACUAUGUCAGAAGGAAAGGAAUCUCCAUCCUUCUCAUGGCCAUGUUUAUUGUUGCUGUCUUCUACAACGGACGGCAGUGGGAGGCCACUGCCAGACUGGACUUCCUGUGGCGUCUGCAGGCCCAACAGGAAGUGGAGGACAUGAGGGAAUUGCGGGAACACAACGAGUGUCUGUUACACAACAUCUUGCCUAUGCAUGUGGCGCGACAUUUUCUGGACCGGAGCAAGAAUGAUGAGGAGCUUUACUCCCAGUCCUACGAUGAAGUCGGUGUUAUGUUCGCCUCCAUCGCUGGGUUCAACGAGUACUUUGAGCAGAAAGAGAUCAAACAUGAAGGAGUGGACUGCCUCCGACUUCUGAAUGAGAUCAUUGCUGGUUUUGAUGAGUUGUUGGAGGAGUCGUACUUCCACUAUGUGGAGAAAAUCAAGACCAUUGGGAGCUGCUAUAUGGCAGCCUCUGGCUUAGCUCCAGACAAACAGGCAUCCAUGGAUGAAUGGAAUCACCUGAGCGAGCUGGUUUUGUUUGCGUUGGCAAUGCAAGAGACCUUGAGAGAGAUCAACAGGCUCUCUGCCAAAAACUUUCAGCUGCGUGUGGGCAUUGCCCACGGGCCGGUGGUGGCAGGGGUGAUCGGUGCCACCAAGCCUCAGUAUGACAUCUGGGGGUCAACAGUGAAUCUGGCCAGUCGUAUGGACAGCACAGGAGUGAGUGGACGCAUCCAGGUGCCUGAGGCCACGCGCAAGAUCCUGGCAGAAUGGGGUUUUGUGUUGGAGCUGCGUGGAGAAAUCUUUGUCAAGGGGGUGAGCGAGUGCCAGGGCAAAGUCCGCACCUAUUUCAUCAGCACCAUGCGCAGCAAGAAGGCCAACCUUGGAACAGAUGGUCGCCUGGGGGGGCGGACAGCAGGACGCAUGACGCUCGCAGGAGUAGUGUUUGGUCUCGUCCAGGCCAGACACAAGGAAAAGAUGAGAGAUACAAACGGGGGGUUCAGUCUGGCUCCCCGCACCCUUCAGUGCUGAGGGGACACUUAGAGUCAGCAGGUGGAGGAGGAGGACGCAGCGCAGCCAUAUUGUUUGUUACUGGUUUACAGUUUUGUUUGCUUCAUACUUUGCCAUAUAUAUAUUAGCUGCACAAACGGAGAAAAGGUGUAGCUGCCACAGGAUCCAGAUC